Phytophthora sojae is the source of this 750-nucleotide messenger RNA. RefSeq lists its product as hypothetical. The transcript is spliced from 4 exons. The coding region runs from base 1 to 750 and encodes 249 amino acids. NCBI's taxonomy places the organism in Eukaryota, Oomycota, Peronosporomycetes, Peronosporales, Peronosporaceae. The record is from RefSeq and is a predicted model, not a curated record.
AUGAACUACUGCGCUUUGUUCCCGAGCAAGCUUUGGCUACACCCGCGUCGAUUUCGUCCUCUACGGCUACGCCAGCUCGACAUCGUUACAAACCGGUACACCAACUUCGACGCCGUCUUCGGCAGCGGCGACACCGACCCGCCGGGUGCUCCCUAUGACGACUCCAGCACGACAUGUACUGGAGCCACCAAGAGACCACCGCACAGAGCAUCGGCCACGACCUCGGCAGGCCCGGUCACCAUCAAGCCGGGCUCCUGUAAGGCGAUCGCCAUCCCACCAACUGGACCACCUGAUGUAGCUGCGGCUGACGAUGGCAUCUUUCUCGAGUCAGGGGAGGAGAAGGACUAUUCCGUUGACGAUGAAGUUAGCGAUGACGAUAGCAUCUUCCUCCCCGGCGAAGACAGCGAAAGCUGCCUAUCUACUACGUCUACUUCUGAUCUGCGCCUUCAUACCCUCAAAGGGUGGGAUGUCCACAUGGACGACUCGAGUCAUGACGUUCAGCUUUCAGCGGCUCAGCUGACUCAAGCCCAAGCGGUUCCUAGUGACACCGCCGAAGCUAUCGGUCUCAACCUCGAAGGUCUCUUUUUUAUGCUUCCGAAAGCCUUGUGGGUGACCAUCGCGGAUGCGUCGAAUGACUACCAACGCUGGCAGCGGAACGUUUCUCCUGAUCAGCUAGCAGUGUGGAAUCAACGCCGACGGGCUCGCAAUCCGGCCUUCAGACCAAUGAGCGCCACCCAACGGCAGCGAUAA